Molecule: messenger RNA, 1247 nt
Organism: Annulohypoxylon maeteangense
Lineage: Eukaryota; Fungi; Ascomycota; Sordariomycetes; Xylariales; Hypoxylaceae
Product: electron transfer flavoprotein, alpha subunit
Exons: 2
Coding region: 120-1178 (352 amino acids)
Cellular component (GO): mitochondrion
Molecular function (GO): flavin adenine dinucleotide binding; electron transfer activity
Source: RefSeq, a predicted model, not a curated record
GAUUUAUACCUCGGUGUGGGCCGCGAACAGCCGAAUUCUAUUCCAUGUCGAAGACUUAGACGAGCUUCAAUUCAUUUUCGAGGUUGCUGAACUUCAGUCGCAGAAGAGCAUAAGUAACAAUGCUUUUCCCCAUAGCGACAAGGACAGUUAUUAGAAGCGUUGGCGCUCUGCCACGCUCCGCUUCGGCCUUUUCGAGUCCUUUUAGCAGCCCCUCGGCUCUCCGAAGAUUAUUGUCGUCAUUAGCAGUCUUAGAACAGCGCGAUGGCAAGCUCAACCACGGCUCCCUAAGCGCAAUCACGGCCGCGAAAAAGCUAGGCGGAUCGGUACAUGGCUUCGUUGCUGGGAGCAACAUUAAGGCUGUCGCGGAGGAGGCGGCAAAAGUAGAAGGCGUGGAAAAGAUAAUCGCAGUAGACAAUGCUGCUUACGACAAGGGCCUACCCGAGAACUUUGCGCCUUUGUUAGUCGAAAAUAUCAAGAAGGGCGGCUACACACAUAUUAUUGCAGGACACACUGCCUUUGGGAAGAGUUUGUUGCCGCGGGUCGCCGCACUCCUCGAUUCUCAACAAAUAUCAGAUAUUACAGCCAUCGAGAACGAAAACACUUUCGUCCGUCCGAUAUACGCCGGUAACGCCAUCGCCACCGUCGAGUCUUCCGAUCCCAUUAAGGUCAUUACUAUUCGUGGCACAGCCUUCCCCGCUGCCGAAACACAGGGCGGUUCUGCCGCUGUCGAAGACGGUGCUGAUCCCAACGUACAAAUAUCUGUAGAAUGGGUUUCCGAAGAUCUUGCUAAGUCAGACAGACCAGACUUGGCAACCGCUGGCAAGGUUGUCUCUGGAGGCAGAGGUCUCAAGUCGAAGGACGACUUUGAUAAAAUAAUGCUCCCACUUGCGGACUCGUUAGGCGCUGCCGUUGGAGCUUCUCGUGCAGCGGUAGAUAGCGGAUAUGCCGACAACAGUCUACAAGUUGGCCAAACCGGCAAGGUCGUCGCUCCUCAACUAUAUAUGGCUGUUGGUAUUUCCGGUGCGAUCCAGCACUUGGCGGGAAUGAAGGACAGCAAGGUAAUUGCUGCUAUUAACAAAGAUGCCGAGGCACCGAUAUUCCAAGUGGCAGACGUGGGCUUGGUUGGGGAUUUAUUCGACAAGGUACCCGAGUUAACAGAGAAGCUGAAGAACUCGUAGUUAUAUAAGACUUAAGUACAAUAUGUUACAAUAACCCGGGAGGGAAGUUUUUCAAUUUUCAUAUGGUCU